AUGCCUUCAAACACCCCCACAAUCCUUUUGCUAGGAACGUGUGACACCAAACUCCCAGAACUCCUCUAUACAAAAGCCCAAAUCGAAUCCAACAACGCCACAGCCCUUUUGAUGGACAUCGGCCGCAACCCAACCACCCAUGAGGAAAUCACCAUCCCCCAAAGCGCCUUAACCAACGCCUCGCCCUCCUCAACCCCAAUCCCGGAUCUAGCAACCCUCCCGCGGGCCGAGUAUAUAACCACACUGACACCCUACGCCACGAAAAGUGUAACCCACCUCCACGAAUCCCACCAAAUCCACGGGAUCCUUGCCAUCGGCGGCUCAUGCGGCACGGCACUCGGGGCAGCAGUCAUGCGGAACGCGCUACCAGUUGGAUUCCCCAAACUACUAGUAUCAACCAUGGCGUCAGGGGAUGUGGGACCGUACAUCGGCGAAACAGAUAUUAGCAUGAUGUACAGCGUUGUCGAUAUUGCGGGCCGGAACCGCGUUUUGGAAGGUGUUCUUGAUAAUGCUGCUGGGGGCAUUGCGGGGAUGGCGAGUGCGUUUUUGAAACGAGAGCAGGGUGAGAAGGAGAAGAAGGCCGACGAAUCUUCCCGGGUGAAGAUUGGUAUAUCCAUGUUUGGAGUUACGACGCCUGGUGUUACACGCGCUCGGGAACGUCUUGAGGAAGUCCUGCCCAGCUGUGAGGUUUAUGUCUUUCAUGCUACGGGGUCUGGAGGGAGGGCUUUGGAGAGGCUUGUGAAGGAGGGGCAAAUUGAUGCGGUGCUUGAUUUGACGACUACGGAGAUUGCGGAUGAGGUUGUGGGUGGGGUUCUUAGUGCUGGGGCUGGACGUUUGACUGCGGCUACGGUGCGGGAUAUUCCGAGGGUUGUUAGUGUUGGGGCGUGUGAUAUGGUUAAUUUUGGGGAGGUGGGGAGUGUCCCACCUGUUUUUCGGGAGGCGGGGAGGUUGUUCCAUGAGCAUAAUGCCACUGUUACGCUUAUGCGGACUACUAAGGAGGAGUGUGUGAAUAUUGGGGUGUUUAUAGCAGGAAACUUGUUGCGGGAUCCGAAAGAUCAAGGGCAAUUGAGACGGACGAAGGUGGUUCUGCCUGUUGGUGGGGUGAGCAUGUUGGAUGUUCCUGGUCAGACAUUCCAGGAUACAGAGGCAGAUGAGGCAUUGUUUUCAACUUUGGAGAAGGAAUUGGAAGGCAGUGGGAUAUCAGUCGUGCGAGAUUCGCGUGACAUCAAUGAUCCUGACUUUGCUGUGGCGGUAGCAGAUGAACUGGUGAAAUUGAUCUACGGAGAAUAG
This is a messenger RNA of Penicillium hordei, 1290 nucleotides long. Its product is annotated as Tm-1-like ATP-binding domain-containing protein. Lineage: Eukaryota; Fungi; Ascomycota; Eurotiomycetes; Eurotiales; Aspergillaceae. The record is from RefSeq and is a predicted model, not a curated record. Bases 1 to 1290 code for a protein of 429 amino acids. The transcript has a single exon.